CCAAAUCCCCUCCCCACCUCUCCCCCCACACCCCUGUGGCCGGGCAGGUGUUGUGUUGGUGCUUCAUACGUGCACGUGAGCCUGGCAGGGCAGGUGCUGGUGUUACACAACGUGUAUGUGAACCUGGCCGGGCAGGUGUUCAACGAGACGCACCUCUUCGACCACAACGCCUGCGCCGUCACGCUCGCCGCCGCCAACUUCCGGUACGCGUCGGGGCGCACGCGCGUGCGGCGCUUCAAGGAGCUCGUGUCGCUCGUCGACUGGUUCGCCUGGUCCGCCCGCGCCUACCUGCUCGAACUCAUCCCGCUCUUCGUCUCGCUGCGCAAGGUGAUGCCAGCGAUGAGGGGCGUGGCGGUGGCGGUGGGGCACCGGUUGACGCACAGGCGGAAUCAGAUGCAGCAGAUGGUGGCGCUGGGCGCGGAGGACAUCCUGGGCGUGCAGCUGAGCCGCAUGAACGUGCACGUGCUGCAGGGCGCCGACCUCUUCUUCGCCGAGAAGCUCAUCCUCGUGCGUUUCAAGGAGGGGGGAAGGGGAUGGGUGUGCCCUGGGGGGGUGGGGGUGCGUUUUGGGGGGCUGGGGUGCCAUUGGGUUGAGUGGGGGGGAAUGGGAUUGGGGGGACGAUGGUUCAUGUGCACGUCUCCACCCUUCACUGCUUAUUCUCCUGUCAUUCCUUGGUCCACCUCUCUCUCCCUCUCUUCCCAGCCCUCUGCCGCCAUGCGCCCAACUCUACUCCAAACCUCCCUCCCAUCCCUCAUUCGCAUCACCCCUGCAAGCAACGCUGCCACUAAUCGUCCGAUGCGCCACUCCACUACCACCCAUGCCCACCACUGCAUGCCCACCACUGCAUGCCCACCACUGCAUUCCCACCACUGCAUGGUCACCACUGCAUGGUCACCACUGCAUUCCCACCACUGCAUGGUCACCACUGCAUUCCCACCACUGCAUGGUCACCACUGCAUGGUCACCACUGCAUGGUCACCACUGCAUUCCCACCACUGCAUGGUCACCACUGCAUUCCCACCACUGCAUGGUCACCACUGCAUUCCCACCACUGCAUGGUCAUCACUGCAUUCCCACCACUGCAUGGUCACCACUGCAUUCCCACCACUGCAUGGUCACCACUGCAUUCCCACCACUGCAUGGUCACCACUGCAUUCCCACCACUGCAUGGUCACCACUGCAUUCCCACCACUGCAUGGUCACCACUGCAUUCCCACCACUGCAUGGUCACCACUGCAUUUCCACCACUGCAUGGUCACCACUGCAUUCCCACCACUGCAUGGUCACCACUGCAUUCCCACCACUGCAUGGUCACCACUGCAUUCCCACCACUGCAUGGUCACCACUGCAUUCCCACCACUGCAUGGUCACCACUGCAUUCCCACCACUGCAUGGUCACCACUGCAUUCCCACCACUGCAUGGUCACCACUGCAUUCCCACCACUGCAUGGUCACCACUGCAUUCCCACCACUGCAUGGUCAUCACUGCAUUCCCACCACUGCAUGGUCACCACUGCAUUCCCACCACUGCAUUCCCACCACUGCAUUCCCACCACUGCAUUCCCACCACUGCAUUCCCACCACUGCAUUCCCACCACUGCAUUCCCACCACUGCAUGCGCCCCUACCCCCUCCUCUGGUGAGCCCCUCCUCUGGUGAGCCCCCUCUCUGGCCCCCACACCCCUCCUUGCUUCAAUUGCACAUGCCACUUUCCUCCCCCAUCCCUCCACCAGACUACCGCCCCACAGCAGUGGCGGAGAACCCUCCCCCCAAGGACUCGUUCAUGCCGCGCAACGACUGGGUGGUGCUGCUGGGGUGGAAGAACUCGCGCGAGGAGCUGCUCAAGUCGCUGCGCCUCAAGGAGCAGCUGGAGGAGCUCUUCCCCGCCGACCGCGUGCUGGUGUACCGCGAGGGCGCGCACAGCAUCCCGCGCCGCAAGGACCUGCUCAACCGCGCGCACCUGCUGGUGGCGCCGCACGACAACCUGCUGGCGGACCUCGUCUUCAUGCCGCCCGGCGCCGCCGUGGUGGAGAUCCGCCCCGUGGACGACCCCGACCCCGUGUUCCACCUGCUGGCCGACGUGUGCGACAUGGAGUACUACCUGGCGUUCAGUGAGCCCGUGGACAGCAAGGGCAAGGGCAAGGCGGGCAAGGGCGGGGAGGUGGCGCUGCGGGCCAAGGACCCCAAGGCCGUUGAGCGGCUGCUCAAGGAGAUUUCCAGGAAGGUUCUGGCCAAGGUGGAGCAGCUGAAGCACGUGUAG
Messenger RNA from Closterium sp. Naga37s-1, 2259 nucleotides. The record is from the annotation of a GenBank genome assembly. Lineage: Eukaryota; Viridiplantae; Streptophyta; Zygnematophyceae; Desmidiales; Closteriaceae.